AUGUUCACCAACCAAGACAACAAACUCAUCUACACCUACGACAACGAAACCCUCCAAAUCGAACCAUGGGGUCCCAACGCCCUCCGCAUCCGCUCAACCCCCCUUUCCGCCUUCUCCCCCGAACCCUGGGCCCUCCUCCCAACUCCCCCAUCCACCCCGGAGCCUACCAUCACCAUCCCCUCGCCUAACACUACCCCAGCAACCCUCACCAACGGCCUCAUCACCGCUUCCCUAACCCCCCUCGGCAAACUCACCAUCUCCCGCACGGGCUCCAACCCAGCCCACCUCUACCUCGAAGAAUACACCCGCACCCGCAUCGACGUGCUCGACCCCAAAUGCUCCGCCCUCAACAUCCCCGCCCGCUCCUACACCACGCACAACAGUAGCGGUCGUUCGCAUGUUACUCUACGCUUGGAAAGCCUCGACCCAGCCGAAAAACUCUUCGGCAUGGGCCAGUACCAACAACCUUUGUUUAACCUUAAGGGCGCCGACCUCGAGCUAGCACAGCGCAACAGCCAGGCUUCGGUCCCCUUUCUGCUAUCCUCGCGCGGGUACGGGUUCCUCUGGAAUAACCCCUCCGUCGGUCGGGCGGUGCUAGGCACAAACGUGACAAGUUUCGAGGCGUACGAUUCCCCCGCCGCCGGCGGGUUAGAUUACUGGGUUAUCGCGGGGGACACACCCGCUGCCAUCGUGGAAGGGUACGCCGGGGUAACGGGCACGGUGCCGCGGAUGCCGGAGUUUGGGCUCGGGUUUUGGCAGUGCAAGUUGCGGUAUCAGACGCAGGAGGAGGUGUUGGGGGUUGCGCGGGAGUAUGUGCGGAGGGGGCUGAAGGUGGAUGUGAUGGUGGUGGAUUAUUUUCAUUGGGCGUUGCAGGGGGAGUGGGCGUUUGAUGAGACGUAUUGGCCGGAUCCGAGGGGGAUGGUGGAGGAGUUGAGGGGGAUGGGGAUGGAGGUGAUGGUGUCGGUUUGGCCGACGGUGGAUAAGAGGGCGGAGGGGUAUGGGGAGAUGGUGGAGGGGGGGUUGUUGGUGCGGGUGGAGAAGGGGGUCAGGGUGGUGAUGGAUUUUCAGGGGCAGACGGUGCAUUUUGAUGCGACGAACCCCAGGGCGAGGGAGUAUGUGUGGGGAAAGGCGAAGAGGAAUUAUUAUGAUUUGGGGAUAAGGGUGUUUUGGUUGGAUGAGGCUGAGCCGGAGUAUGAUGCGUACGACUUUGAGAACUAUCGGUACUAUGCUGGGUCGAAUCUCAGUAUUGGGAAUAUCUACCCGCGCGAGUACUCCCGCGGGUUUUACGAGGGCUUGAAGGCCCAAGGCCACGACGAUGUGGUUAAUCUCGUGCGGUGUGCCUGGGCGGGCAGUCAACGGUAUGGAGCAUUGGUCUGGAGCGGGGACGUCGCGUCGUCGUGGUCCAGUUUCCGCAACCAGCUCGCCGCGGGUCUGCACAUGGGCAUCGCGGGCUUGCCGUGGUGGACUACGGAUAUCGGUGGGUUCCACGGAGGCAACCCGGACGACCCGGCCUUCCGCGAGUUGUUUGUCCGUUGGUUCCAAUGGGGUGCUUUCUGUCCUGUGUUCCGUUUACACGGCGACCGCGAGCCGAAGCAGCCGCAGCACGGGACGACGGGGGGCGCGACUUGUCUCAGUGGUGCGCCGAACGAGGUGUGGUCGUAUGGGGAAGAGGUGUAUGAGAUAUGUGUUGAGUAUAUGAAGCUGCGCGAGGGACUGAGGGACUACCUUCGUGGCUUGAUGGACCAGGCGCAUGAGAAGGGCACGCCGGUCAUGAGGCCGCUGUUUUACGAGUUCCCGGAGGACAAGCGGUGCUGGGAGAUUGGCGAGCAGUACAUGUUUGGGUCUGACUAUAUGGUUUGUCCGGUUUUGCGCCCGGGCGUGACACGGUUGACGGUGUAUUUUCCGGCCGGGGCCAAGUGGACAUGGAAUGACAUCUCUUAUGUAGGUGGAACGACGGCCGAGGUAGACGCUCCGCUCGAGCGAAUGCCGGUGUUUUCCAGGUAUUAG
Molecule: messenger RNA, 2007 nt
Organism: Dichotomopilus funicola
Lineage: Eukaryota; Fungi; Ascomycota; Sordariomycetes; Sordariales; Chaetomiaceae
Product: glycoside hydrolase
Exons: 1
Coding region: 1-2007 (668 amino acids)
Biological process (GO): carbohydrate metabolic process
Molecular function (GO): carbohydrate binding; hydrolase activity, hydrolyzing O-glycosyl compounds
Source: RefSeq, a predicted model, not a curated record